Messenger RNA from Nymphaea colorata (pocket water lily), 1729 nucleotides. RefSeq names its product pentatricopeptide repeat-containing protein At1g55890, mitochondrial-like. Gene Ontology annotation, cellular component: chloroplast. The record is from RefSeq and is a predicted model, not a curated record. Gene Ontology annotation, molecular function: protein binding. Bases 107 to 1291 code for a protein of 394 amino acids. The transcript has a single exon. Lineage: Eukaryota; Viridiplantae; Streptophyta; Magnoliopsida; Nymphaeales; Nymphaeaceae.
AUGCAGAAUAGUGUACGCCUAAAACCCUAAAACCCUACACGCACACUCUCGCUCGCUCUCGCUCAGCAGAACCCCAAGUGAGAAGAGGAAGAAAACGAAGGCAACGAUGUCGUCGUCCGGGUUAUCUCGCCUUCUUCUGCGAACAACUGCGCCACUCCAUCAACGCUGCUUCUCCACCAUCGCCACCACAUCGACCACCACUACCGCCGCCACUCUAUUUCGCGUGAAGGAUGCGGUGGAUGACAUCUUCAAGGAGCGCGACUGCAACCGUCUCGUUGAGAAAUUCAAGGAUUGCUCCAAGCACUACCGCUUCAGAUGCAAGCAUAACGUCUAUGACCACGCCGUUCGCCAGCUUGCCGCGGCUCAUCGCUUCUCCGAUAUCGAGGAAAUCCUGGAGGAGCAGAAGAAGCACACCCACCUUGCCAAAGAGGGGUUCUACAUCCGCCUGAUCACCCUCUACGGCCGCGCUGGAAUGCUUGACCAUGCCAUCAAAGUGUUCGAUGAAAUGCCCGGUCUUGGGAGCGACCGAACUGUUAAGUCCAUGAACGCUGUUCUCACCGCCUGUGCAGAGGGAAAGGAUUUCGAUAAGGUGGGCGUGCUGUUUCGAGAGUUGCCGAAGAAAUUGGGGGUUAAACCUGACACUUACUCGUACAACAUACUCGCAAGGGCCUUCUGUGAGGUGGGCAGCGUUGAUCUCGCAUUCUCAUUGCUGGGGGAGAUGAAAAGUAAGGAAAUUAACCCCGAUGUGAUCACGUUCAACACUCUGCUGAAUGGAUUCUAUGGUGGGGAUAGGAGAUCUGAGGCGGAGAAGGUCUGGACGGAGAUGGGAAACUACGGGGUAAAGCCGGACACGUCGAGUUUCAAUGCGAAGAUACGAGGGUUGGUCGCAGAAGGGAAGACUGCGGAGGCUGUUAAGGUAUUAGAGGAAUUGGAAUCUAAGGGCCUGAAACCGGAUUCUCUUAGUUUCAGUCUGUUGGUUAAGGCCCACUGCGAGGAGGGUAAUUUGGAAGAAGCUAAGAAGGUGCUUGAGGAACUGAAGAAGAAAGAUAUGCAGCCAAACCGGCUAGCAUACGAAGCAAUCAUUCCUGCUCUCUGUGCGGCAGAGGAUAUAAAUAGGGCUUCUGAAUUGUGCCUGGAGGUUUUAAAUGGGAACCGCUUCAUCAGCGUAGAGGUUUUGCAGGAUGUAAUUGACAGACUGGUCAACAUCUCGAAAGAUAUGAAGGCGAAGAGACUCGUUGAGCUCGGGUCUGCAAAGAGCUACUACUAUUCAAGCUUGAAGAUGCCAAGUUGAUUCAUUUGCAUAGUUUUCUCGUUCAUUAAUUCAACCUUGAGAAACAAGCUGAUCAGUUAAUCCUCUUGUCUUAUCUUCAAAACGAUGUCUCAUUUUGAUUUUAAAGAUUUUUUAGGCUGCAUUUCCUUUCCUUGUUGUAAAGGUGUGUUCCUUCUGUCACAGCCCAUGGACGACAUCUAUCGGGUUAAUUUUGAUUCUUCAGCUUUUCGUUUCUCAUGCCAAUGCUUGUUACGCCUUAGGCUUAUGUGUUCAACGGUUACUUCUAAAUAUCAGUGUUUUAGACAUACUUCAUACGCUUGUCAGCUAUUUUUGCUGCUUAUGUAUCAGGAAAUGGUUCUUUUUCCACUUUCCAGUGCUCUGUUUUGUCACUAUAAAGUUAAUCUAGUAGUUAAUAUCAGUAUAAAUAAAACUUUGCCUUGACGUAGAGUCUCCCUUUAA